CAUCUCCAGCCCAGCCAUGGUGAUGGAUAUUUGGACAAUUUCAUUGAGAAUCCUGCUGUUCCCCUCAGCACUGGUGCUCUGCUCUGAUUCCUUCCAUUCUGAGUGCUACACUGUAAACGGGGCUGAUUACAGAGGGACACAGAACCAGACAUCCCUAGAUGGUGGGAAGCCUUGCCUCUUCUGGAACGAGACCUUCCAGCAUCCAUACAACACCUUGAAAUACCCAAAUGGUGAGGGAGGCCUGGGAGAACAUAACUACUGCAGAAACCCAGAUGGUGACGUGAGCCCCUGGUGUUACAUUCCAGAGCAAGAAGAUGGCGUGUACUGGAAGUACUGUGACAUUCCAGCCUGCAAAAUGCCUGGCAACCUGGGCUGCUUCAGAGAUCACGGGAACCCCCCUCCUUUGACUGGCAUCAGCGAGACAUCUAAUAAACAGACCAUACAAACCUGCAUUACUAUGUGCCGGAGGCAGCGCUACAAGCUAGCUGGGCUGGAGGCAGGAUUUGCCUGUUUCUGUGGCAACAAUGCCGACUACAGGAAGCAUGGAGAGAUGCCCAGUACAGACUGCAACAGUGUUUGUUUUGGGGAUCACACACAGCCGUGUGGAGGAGACGGGCGCAUCAUCCUCUUUGACUCACUGAUUGGAGCCUGUGGUGGGAAUUAUAGCACAGAUUCUGCAGUUAUAUACUCACCGGAUUUCCCUGACACUUACGGGACUGGAAAGGCCUGCUACUGGACAAUUCAGGUUACAGAUGCCUCCAUUAUCCGGUUUAACUUUACUCUCUUCGACAUCAAAGACUCCAUAGAUAUGGUAGAGCUAUUGGAUGGAUACACCAAGCAAGUUCUGAUACGUUUUGAUGGCAGGAACCAUCCAACUCACUCCUUCAAUAUCUCCCUUGAUUUUGUCAUCUUAUAUUUCUUCUCCGAUCGCAUUAACCAGGCGCAAGGAUUUUCUGUUGUAUAUGAAGCUUUCAAAGAGGAAACCAUAGAGAAACCCAACGGCUCCAACAAUCAGUCACAGACAGAAAUGAUUACUCAGACGACCAACCUCAGUAUUAAUGCAGCUCGCUCUUCAAAGAUCCUCUAUGUUAUAACAACUAGUCCCAGCCGACCAAGUGGGCACGUGCCAGGCUGGACCAUCUACGCUCUGACUGGCCUCCUCAUUUUGACCAUCAUUGCUAUUUCGGCAAAAGCACUUUUACAUAUAUCAAUGAAGUCUGCCAGGUUGGCAUCCUCAUCUAGCCUGGACAGUUGCCACAGAGGAUCAGCAGGAGAAAUCUGGAGCAUAUUCUACAAGCCAUCCACAUCCAUUUCUAUUUUCCCAAAGAAAUUAAAGGGUCAGCAUGACGACCGCAAUCCUUUGGUAGGAGAAUAAGCUCUGUUUGAGGAUUUUCAGUAUUGCUGGGCUUCCCAGGGGAAUCUCUCAUGCCUGUGCUUAGACAUCUUUCAACAGACCACGAACAAGAGAUGUCAGCUGCCUAGAACUUUCCUGGCAUUGAGAUUCAACUUGAGAAGUACCCACAGUCCAAGAGUUGCUGUGGCACCUUCAUACAAGACAAUUCCCCAUCGAGAAGAUCCACAGAGAGAAGGAUCAGAGAAGUUUGCUGGUGUUGCUGAACUAGGAAACACCCCUUUUUAGCCUCUAAUUCAGGAUAUGGACAACAUGUGGUUUGUUUUGGGAUGGAACCACAACUUUAAUGCUGCAAGCGUUAUAUACAAUCAUUUCUGCUCUGUGCAGCAGGGUUUCCCAUAUAUGACAUGGUGAUGGACUUGCCUUCAGCUCCUACUUUUUAUAUUAUAUUUAUGAACUUAUAGCUCUUAAUAGAGCAACAGAAGGCUGUCCAGUUUUCUCACUCUACUUCAUCUCAAUCUACUGUGAUGGAGUUUUGCACUGUGCAAAUGUGCAUCUAUUGUUCCACCGAGC
Messenger RNA from Xenopus laevis (African clawed frog), 1924 nucleotides. It is a transcript of the gene kremen1.S, whose product is annotated as kringle containing transmembrane protein 1 S homeolog. NCBI's taxonomy places the organism in Eukaryota, Metazoa, Chordata, Amphibia, Anura, Pipidae. Gene Ontology annotation, biological process: Wnt signaling pathway. The record is from RefSeq and is marked provisional. Gene Ontology annotation, cellular component: plasma membrane.